CUUCUGUAUCUAUCGAGCCUCAAGUUGGAGUUGUGAGCUAAGGCUCAACUCCACCAGCUUCAACAUGUCGACGGUUCAGCGCUCUGGCACGGUGCAACGCUCUGGGACGCUACAGCGGUCAGCCACUCGCAAGGCGCCCGCCAAUAGCGUGCCGGCUCCCAAGAAGAAGACAUACGAGGAUGCCCAGCAAGGUAUCAAGGAGAUCAACCCGCCAGAGAACACGACGACUGUUCCUGAUGUAGAGUACGAGUCCGCUUGGGUUGGCGCACUCAAGGUCAAGCAGACCAUCGGCAACAUCGCCGAUGGCCUGCUGGGCGCUCUCGGGAGCGUCCGGAAGAACUACCCUCGGAGACCCAUAGUGUUCAUUGCGCACUCGAUGGGUGGCCUAGUAGUUGCAAAAGCAAUUGUGCUGGCCGAUACUCGCAAAGACAAGUAUCCCAAGAUUUUUGAAGCCAUAACAGGCGGGAUCUUCUUCGGCACGCCGUUUGGUGGAACUGCUGUGGCACAAGCUGCCGCCAUGUAUGCAUACAUGGCGGAGAAGGCAGGAGCGGCAUCUGCAUCGAAGCUGCUUACCCUCAUGGAAAAGGACAACGAAGAACUUCGCGAUCUCGUCCAUGAUUUAAUGCGCUUGACCACAAAGAUCACACCCAAGGUGGAGCUUCUUUGUUUCUACGAACAAGAGCAGACCGAUUUCUCCAAGAUGGCGGGUCUCCCUAGCGUCUUCAGCUCCGUCGUCAAGUUUGCGAUACCGAAACAAUUUGCCGACUUCGUUACACGGGAAUCUGCGAUCCUCCAGGGAGUCGAGAACAGAGGUUUGGCAUGCAACCACCGUGACCUUGUCAAAUUUGACAGCCCAAAGGAUGAGAGGUGGCUGCAGUUUGUCAGAGAUCCCCUCAAAAAAGUCAUUCAAGGAGCGCAGCUUUCAGCCAAGGGCCGCUUCAAAUCGAAUCGCGAAGUCGACCCUGCCCUUAUCAAGAGCAUCACAGAAGCGCUCGACGGAGCACAAGUCCAGAAGAAACGCAGAACUCUUGCCCAAACAUUUGCCCCCUCGUCCUGGAUUCCCAAGGAAGCUGAGUAUCUGGAGUGGCUAGGGCCCAAGACUACGCGGGCGGCGGAGGAUGAAGAUGAGGCACCCAAGCUUGCCGCAGGAGACUGCAUCUGGAUCCGUGGCCGCGAAGGUCGCGGCAAGACCAACGCAACCAUGGCCGCUCUCCAGGAAAUUGAGAAGGCGAUGCAAUUGAACGAGGAAGAUAACACGGGCGAGGACCCCAUUCUGCUCGCGUACUUCUUUUGCGACGCUCAGACAGAUUACUGCACUGCUGAAGACGUCCUCAAGUCCAUCGUCUUACAGCUCGUCAGCCAGCAAGAAACACUUGCUGCGUACGCCAAGGUCUUCAACAAGAAGAAAGCACCAAAGCCGGAUGCCAACAAUCCGGUACAGCAGCCGACAUCACAGCAGGCUCAGGUCACCAUUGAAAAUCUAUGGCAGACUCUUCAAGAUAUGCUCUCAGACGAGUUCAUUGGCAGUCGCGUGUAUUUCGUCCUCAACAACCUCCAUGUCCUACCGCCUGAGGCCGAUUCUACUAUCAAGCUCAUGCGGUUCCUCUCGGCCGAGCUCGAAAACAUUAUGAGUGGAGACUCAAGACAUGUUCGCACGCGAUGGCUGAUCACGAGUAGGGAAGCUCACGGGAUUCAACAAGCUCUGAACUUCAGCGGAGUGCGGCUGAUAGACCUGGAAGACAGCAAAUACGAGAACCAGGUGCAGCUCGAGCUACGCAAGCAUGCCAGAAAGAAGAUUUCUGCCCUGGGAAGCGAGAAAAACUACAACCAGGCACUGGCUUAUUUCGCAAGCAGCUUGAUUGGCAAGCGGGCACAGAAUACACAGUGGAUCGACAUAACCUGCGUCCAGCUUAGCGUGCUCGCCAAGGAAGAGAGUGAUCUCCGGGUCCGCAGAGUGCUUGAGAAGAUGCCGGAGGAUCUCAACACACUGUUGAACCGCAGUUGGCAAACGUUGUUUGCCCCGAAUGAUCUGGACGUGGAGAAGAUCCAGGAAAUGCUUCGUGCGCUCGUUCUCACGUACGAAGACCCAACUGAGUCUGAGCUAGAAGUACUCGCUGGCUUGGCCUCGACCGACCACGACAAGGCGGAGCUGCGCAGGUUGAUUGAAAUGUGCAAACCUUUGCUGGUAGUGCAGCGGACGAGCAGAGACGAGUCGACAGUCUCGUUUCUGAACAUUGUCGUGAAGACGCACUUGCGCGAGAACGCAAGCGAGCUCCUAGGACUGUCUGAAGAAGGAACAAAGUGGCAGCAUGGUGUCCUGGCUCUGCGCUGUUUUGAGUACUUGAAGGAGAGCUUUGAUUUCCCGGAUCCUGAACCUGAAGCGGCUGCAGAGGAGGAGGCUUCGGACAAUGAUGAUGACACGGUUGAUAAUGACGGUCAUGAAGAGGAGGAAGAUGGCGAAGCAAACGAGGGAGAGGAUGUAGGUCACGAAGAGCAAGCUGACGACGGCGUGCAGCAAGAGGAAGCUUACGCCGAGCACGAUCAACAGAGCGCGGUUGAGCAGGUCGACGACGAUGCAGAAGAUGAUGCGGCUUCAGUGGAAAGCGGCUCCAGUUGGUCUGGCGAGGACGAAUACGAGACUUACCAGAGCGAGGAUCAGUACGAAGACCCUGAAGUCACCAUGGUGCGGAGCAGGAGUUUGUGGUACACCGUCAAGCACUGGCUGCACCACGCCAGUAAAGCGACACUCGAGAUUGCGGAGGACUUGAGUCUCGAGCACGACUUCUGGAAACCAGAUUCCAGGAUACGAAGGCGCUGGAUGAUCGCCUUUUGCGAGAGUACCUCUACCUUCGACGACUUUGACCGCACAAAACUAACGGGGUUGCAUGUGGCGGCGGCUGUUGGCUUCCGAGCCUUGGUGGAAGCUUUGAUUCGCAAUGGACAUGAGGCAGAGAUCACGCAGCGCGAUGAGUUGUUCAAUAGUCCGCUGCAUUUCGCUGCCCAUCUAGGUCGCCCAGGGAUCGUGGAGGAAUUACUCAACCGUGGCGCACCCGUCGAUGACGCUACGGAAGAGCGAGAGCAGACUCCACUCCAUAUGGCUGCUUUUGGUGGCCAUAUAGAGGUCAUGAAGAAGCUCAUCAUACGUGGCGCCAACCCGAAUGCAUGGGGAGCUGACAUCGGCCCAGUCGUCAACGCGGCAAUAUCCUCAGGAAACCGUGCAGCUGUCGAGCUUCUGGUCGAGCAUGGCGUCUCCUUACAUAUGGAGAACGAUGACAGCGAUAACCUCUCUCCGCUUCCCUACGCAGCGUGCCUCUCGGAUCCCCCGAUGUUCCAGUACCUCAUCGAAAAGUAUGCAGACCGUUUGCCAGCCGAAGAGUUCAGCAAAGCUCUAGUCACUGCUGCCGGGUCCGGAAGACUUGAAGUUUUCAACAAGCUGCUGGACUUCCAGCACUCACAAGAAUUCUACCAGCAGGCGAUAGACACUGCUGCCGUCGAAGGGAAUUGGGAGGUGGUCAUGGUGCUUCUUGAACAUUGUCAGAACUUGAACUGCGAUGAGGGCUUCGUCCUGGCUGCCACAAGCUCCGAACCUCAAGAAAAAGUCCUGCAAGCAAUCUGGAAGCACGCGACUUGCCACGUCUCGAAGGAAGCAUUGGAGCGAUCUCUUUAUGAAGCUACCGAUCUCGAGAAGACCGACACAGUGAAGUUACUGCUAGAAGAAUUCAAGGUGGACCCGAAUGCCACAGGCCCCGAAUAUGGAAAUGCACUCACAGCCGCAGCCUUUGACGCGAAUAUGGAACUGUUGCAGAUGCUGUUGGCAGCAGGCGCAGACGCCAACUCGCCUCAUGGAUGGGCAAUCCAGAUAGCUGCGUCCGAGGGUCACUACGAAAUUGUGGAAGAGCUGCUCAAGCACAAUGCAGAUGUGAACGCCUGUACCACGAAUGAGAAUUUUGCCGCUGGCACGGCGCUUCAAGGGGCGUGCGAGGCGAGCCGAACCGAGAUCGUGGCGCUUCUGCUCGAGAAGGGCGCCAAUCCGGACAGCGGCUCUGGUGACGCCGCGCCGCCGAUCGUUGCUGCUGCCAAGCAGGGUGAUUGCGAGAUUUUGGAACUUCUCGUCAAGGCCAAAGCUGCGGUCAACGUGUUUGGUGGCUACGACACCUCGACACCGCUGAUCAACGCAGCCUUGUACAUGCCAAACUCGUCUCUGCAGCUUCUGCUCGAUGCGGGUGCCGAUAUCAACCUCGCCGAUAACGAUGGAGAUACUGCUCUGAUCGUCGCAUCCUGGAGAGGAGACACCGACACAGUUAAUUUCCUACUCGACAACGGGGCUGAUAUUCUCCAUGUGAGCAAGAGGCAUGAGAAUGCCCUCCAGGGUGCGGUGGAUCGGGAGCAGUGGGAGUGCGUCAAGAUCCUUGUUUCUCGGCUGUCCGUUUUGCUGGGUGCCGUCAAGUCUGCCAUGGACUCUGGGAAUACCGAGGUGACACGGGUGGUCCGAAGCGCCGUGACGAGCAAACAGGAGCUCGACUAUGAUGGCGAGGCUGCCGGCUCCGAAAUUGACACCCCCGGUGUUGAAACGCCACAAGUCGAGACUGCUCGUGCUGUGGUGAUUUCGUCUCCGCCAUCGACUGGGUCCAGCCAAGAAGGGGCAGCACGGGCACCAGAAAGGAAGACUCCAAUGGACGAGCAGAUGGCGCAUGGAGCUGCUUUCGUGGAGAGUGUCCCGACCUACUUCCCACCUCAGGUUACACAAUCGCAGCCUAUAGACCGCGAGGGCUACUCGACUACCAACGGCUCAAAUUCGACCAUUCCCAAUUCCGAGGCACUGACGGCGGAGUUGGACCAGGCUCUAGGUCACCAGAUCCAUCUCUAUAACCAGCUUACGUCUUCAAGACAGGCGACACCACCACAAGAGGAAAACCCGCAAGCCCGCCAACAGCGAGCACCAAACUGGGGCGCGCAGGACUCAGAAGUCAUCUCGUGGAAGCAGCCGCAGGUUGCGAACGAGCAGACUUCUUCUGGUGCGACUGGCCAGCCCCUUCCCAGCAAUGGGUACAGCAGCAGUUCUCAAGUACCGGCCGAGACCCCUUCGUCACAGCAUGCGGAGGUGGCGCCGCCGCCCGCCAACCAGCCAGCUGCUGCACCCAUGCCUGGAUACUACUAUGAAUAUGAGAAUGAGGUGGCCUCGCCAGUUCAGCCCAGCGCCCAACCCCAAGAGGCCGCGCCGGCACAAACGUACAAUGCAUAUCAGCAGCCGGCAGCGGCAGGUCCACCACCCACAUCUUCGCUGUAUGACGGGACAGAGUAUGGCGGCAGCCCCUUCUCGGCGUAUCAGCCAGACACCACGGCAUACAACGGCACGGGCUAUGCAGGCCAGAACACCCAGGCUGGUGGCCAGCAGCAAGGCCAGUACACGCAGUGGUACCAGCCGCACAAUGGAUAUUAUGGUGAGCAGCAACAGCAACAGCAGUAUCAGCAGCCAUAUCAGCAACAGCAACAACAACAGCAGUAUGACGGCAGUGGGUAUGUGUCUGCAUCGCAGCAGUGGACUCAGCAGGUGACGCAAGGCGCGUCGAGCCCGCCAGCACAACAGCAAUAUCAGCAGCCACAGCAGGGCUCUCCACAACAGAGACCCGAGAUACGGCCUUCGCGAUCUUCGUUUUUCGGGGUCAAGAACACCUUCAAUAAGGCGAUGGGGGGGAAAGGCUCGUGGUCUUGAGCAAGGUAGAUGCGUGUCAGGACUUUGCGAGUGAGCGAAUAUACCUUAUGGAAAACCGGGGCCAGAAUGGCAAGGCAACGCGCAACGGGACGAUCCGGGUGGUUGGUAAUGUACUUUGAGAGACAGAGGCUAUGCCGCCAUGCGCUGUCAACCAAGGGGUGUGUGACUGACUGACUGGAGCAUGCAUGUAAUGUUUUGUUUGAAUAGCAAGUUUGUGGCUUGGAGAAAUAGGAACUGCGCGUGUGGGGCAAUUAUGGUGACAAUGCUCGAGCGUGUGGCCUGGCAGGAUGGGUGCGUAUCGUGAUGGGCAAGGCUCAGUCAGGAC
Molecule: messenger RNA, 6038 nt
Organism: Microdochium trichocladiopsis
Lineage: Eukaryota; Fungi; Ascomycota; Sordariomycetes; Xylariales; Microdochiaceae
Exons: 5
Coding region: 65-5713 (1882 amino acids)
Molecular function (GO): protein binding
Source: RefSeq, a predicted model, not a curated record